Kockovaella imperatae is the source of this 1092-nucleotide messenger RNA. Its product is annotated as putative mating factor receptor-coupled G protein. Gene Ontology annotation, molecular function: signaling receptor complex adaptor activity; protein binding. Gene Ontology annotation, biological process: G protein-coupled receptor signaling pathway. The coding region runs from base 1 to 1092 and encodes 363 amino acids. The record is from RefSeq and is a predicted model, not a curated record. NCBI's taxonomy places the organism in Eukaryota, Fungi, Basidiomycota, Tremellomycetes, Tremellales, Cuniculitremaceae. The transcript is spliced from 4 exons. Gene Ontology annotation, cellular component: cytoplasm; heterotrimeric G-protein complex.
AUGGCGACCGUCUCUCAGGCUGACAUCCAGGAGAGGAUCUCAGCGGCGAGAAGAGAGGCGGAUGGACUCAAAGACAGGAUCAGAGCGGCGAAGGAUCAAACGGGAGAUACGAGUCUCCGAGCCAUGGCUAAUGACACCCCACCCAUCCCACGCAUCACUAUGAAGCCAAGACGGACUCUGAAAGGUCACCUGGCCAAGAUUUAUGCCCUCCAUUGGGCAGCCGACAAACGACACAUUGUCUCUGCAUCUCAAGAUGGCAAAUUGAUCGUAUGGGACGCUUAUACGACCAACAAAGUCCACGCUAUUCCACUCCGCUCAUCAUGGGUCAUGACGUGUGCCUAUGCUCCGUCUGGAAACUUUGUCGCCUGUGGUGGUCUCGACAACAUAUGCUCCAUCUACUCGUUACGGGGUGCUGGACCAGGUGCUCCGCCCGGUCAAGCCAAAGUCGCUCGAGAGCUCAGUGCGCACUCGGGCUAUCUGAGUUGUUGUCGCUUCCUCAACGAUAGACAGAUCAUCACCUCCAGUGGAGACAUGACCUGCAUGUUGUGGGAUAUAGAGCAGGGCGUCCGGACAAUGGAGUUUAACGAUCACACCGGGGAUGUUAUGAGUAUAUCGCUCGCGCCCAAUGCCAAUCUCUUUGUGUCUGGAGCUUGUGACUCGACUGCCAAAGUCUGGGACAUCAGGACUGGCAAGGCUGUACAGACAUUCACGGGACACGAAUCGGAUAUCAAUGCGGUUCAGUUCUUCCCGAACGGUGACGCUUUUGCGACUGGAUCCGACGAUGCGACGUGCAAGCUAUUUGAUCUCCGAGCAGACCGCGAGCUCAUCACGUACGGAUACCAAGACAUCACUUGUGGCAUCACGUCCGUCGCUUUCUCACUCUCUGGCCGAUUGUUGUUUGCCGGAUACGAUGACUACAAUUGUAACGUCUGGGACACGCUCAAGGGCGAACGUGUCGGUGUACUUGCAGGUCACGACAACCGGGUCAGCUGUCUGGGUGUGUCGGGAGAUGGCAUAGCUCUCUGUACUGGAAGCUGGGACAGCUUGCUCAAGGUGAAUACAAGCUCGGCGACUACAGGGUCAACAUGCUGA